Molecule: messenger RNA, 555 nt
Organism: Paramecium tetraurelia
Lineage: Eukaryota; Ciliophora; Oligohymenophorea; Peniculida; Parameciidae
Exons: 1
Source: RefSeq, a predicted model, not a curated record
AUGGCCAAAACUAGUCUCAAAGAGAAUAAUUAAGUUUAAGAUUCUAACACAAACUCUGAGCCUAAACUAGAUUGUAAUAUUUAAUUAUACACAAUUCAUAAAUUAUAACUCAAAGAUUUCUUUUAGAUUAAGAUUGCUGUAAUUUAUUUUACUUUAAGACUCAACUAUUUCAUUCUUGAAACCAUUCUUCUAGCAAUACUUACUAAUUUCAUUUAUAAAUUCUAAAAUCUUUAAAAUAUUCUCUUACUCAGUAUAUUAUUUUUGGUUAUUAUGGAAUAUUCAUUGAUUAUUCAAUUUCUUAUUAUGAUUUAAUAGGGUGAAUAAGCAAUCAAAUUAUCAUAAUUCUAGUAUUUUUAAAAGAUUUCAAUAGUUUAAAAACAACAGUAACUAUUCUAUAAAACAAUAUGUCCAUUAAAUAUAGGACAUAUUAUUAAUAAUAGGUAUAUUCUUAUGCCAUGUGUUCAUAUUUUAAACGUUAUUGUUAAAAAGAUUUAGUUGAAUAAUGAGCAUAGAAAUGUUAUAAAAUUUCCAUUUUUCUAUUUUAUUUUAAUAUGA